GCGGCGGACUUUCUAAACGCGUGUGUUGGCAAGCCUUUUACCCACGAAUGGAUGUCAGAGUGCAUGGUGUAAGUUUUGUGAGCACGUUUUUCGAGUGAGUGUAUUGUAUAGUGCGAGUAGGGUUUGUGGGUCAGUGUUAAAUUGUAGGCGCAACUGUGUGCAGGAAGUGAAAAUCGAUACGGGACACUCUGUGGAACAAAUAUGCCAAGGAGCAAAGCUACGGAAGAAACUGAUAAACUUACAAGAAUUGCUAUUGUAACAGCUGAUAAGUGCAAGCCUAAACGCUGUCGUCAAGAAUGCAAGAAGUCGUGUCCUGUUGUGCGAAUGGGGAAAUUAUGUAUUGAGGUGACAUCCAAUGACAAAAUUGCAUCAAUUUCUGAAGAAUUAUGUAUUGGGUGUGGAAUCUGUGUAAAGAAAUGUCCAUUUGAGGCUAUUAACAUCAUUAAUUUGCCAAGUAACCUAGAAAAGGACACAACACAUCGUUACUCUCAGAAUUCCUUCAAGUUACACAGACUUCCAAUUCCUCGUCCAGGAGAAGUUCUUGGGUUAGUGGGUACAAAUGGAAUCGGAAAAUCAACAGCAUUAAAAAUAUUGGCUGGAAAACAGAAACCAAACUUGGGACGGUACUCAGAUCCACCUGACUGGACUGAGAUACUGAAUCAUUUUAGAGGUUCAGAAUUACAGAAUUACUUCACAAAAAUUCUAGAAGAUCAUUUGAAGGCACUUAUUAAACCUCAGUAUGUUGAUCAGAUACCAAAAGCAGUUAAAGGCACAGUAGAUGACCUACUAAAUAAAAAAGAUGAUCGAGGAAACCAGGCAGAGAUAUGCAAUCUCUUAGGUAAGGUUAUUCCCAUUAAAAUAUCUUUAUUUCAGGAUGACUCCUGUCCUGCUUUACGUAGGUGCUUGUCCAAGCAUCAGCAGUUAACGGUGUGCCUCUUCAUGAUUUGUGGUGGUGUUUCUACUAACGUGUUCACGUUACAGUCAGCAUAAUGACAGUAGUUAACU
Molecule: messenger RNA, 1005 nt
Organism: Schistocerca gregaria
Lineage: Eukaryota; Metazoa; Arthropoda; Insecta; Orthoptera; Acrididae
Product: protein Pixie-like
Exons: 4
Coding region: 202-990 (262 amino acids)
Biological process (GO): translational termination; translational initiation; ribosomal subunit export from nucleus
Molecular function (GO): iron ion binding; ATP binding; ribosomal small subunit binding
Source: RefSeq, a predicted model, not a curated record